Messenger RNA from Budorcas taxicolor (takin), 2776 nucleotides. It is a transcript of the gene EIF2AK1, whose product is annotated as eukaryotic translation initiation factor 2 alpha kinase 1. Bases 79 to 1977 code for a protein of 632 amino acids. Gene Ontology annotation, molecular function: protein kinase activity; ATP binding. Lineage: Eukaryota; Metazoa; Chordata; Mammalia; Artiodactyla; Bovidae. The transcript is spliced from 15 exons. The record is from RefSeq and is a predicted model, not a curated record. Gene Ontology annotation, biological process: protein phosphorylation.
UGGACGGGCAGAGUGCGGCGGCGCCAAGCUGGCUGGCGGGAGGGCUGGCUGACUGGCGUCUCUCGCGCGCGCCCGGCGAUGCUGGGGGGCGUCUCUGGGGCCGCGGAGCGCGAGGCGGAGGGCAACGCGGCGGGGGCUGUGCCCGCGCCGCCCGCCAUCGACUUCCCCGCCGAGGGCUCGGACCCCAAGUAUGAUGAAUCUGAUGUUCCCGCGGAACUCCAGGUGCUGAAAGGACCCCUGCAGCAGCCCACCUUCCCUUUUGCAGUUGCCAACCAACUGUUGCUGGUUUCGCUGCUGGAGCACCUGAGCCAUGUCCAUGAGCCAAACCCACUUCGUUCCAGACAGGUGUUUAAAUUGCUUUGUCAGACCUUUAUCAAAAUGGGGCUGCUGUCGUCCUUCACCUGCAGCGAUGAGUUCAGCUCAUUGCGGCUACAUCACAACAGAGCCAUUACGCAUUUGAUGAGGUCAGCUAAGGAGAGAGUUCGCCAGGGUCCUUGUGAGGAUAAUUCUCACAUCCAGAAGAUCAGAGCAAGGGAAGUAGCCUUUGAAGCACAGACUUCACGUUACUUAAACGAAUUUGAAGAGCUAGCCGUCUUAGGAAAAGGUGGAUACGGAAGAGUAUACAAGGUCAGGAAUAAAUUAGAUGGUCAGUACUAUGCAAUUAAAAAAAUCCUGAUUAAGGGUGCAACUAAAACAGAUUGCAUGAAGGUCCUGCGGGAAGUUAAGGUGCUGGCCGGUCUUCAGCAUCCUAAUAUUGUUGGCUAUCACACGGCCUGGAUAGAACAUGUUCACGUGGCCCACAGGCAAGCAGAUAGACUUUCUCUUCAGUUGCCGUCCCUGGAAGUGAUCUCCGACCAUAAAGACCCCAGCGCUCAAUAUGAUGUUAAAAGUGACGAAAGUAACAGCUCAUCCAUUAUUUUUGCCGAAUUCACCUCAGAAAAAGAACAGUCCUUACCAAAACCUGGUGUUGAAGACAAUCAGAAUAACGAAUUGGUGAACUACAGCUCCAAUGUAGUCUCCAGAGAUGCUGGUGACUUCGAAUCAUCACUUGAGCUCCGCGAAAGUGACGUGGUUGAUGGGUCUUCCAGACCCAUUGUUGGGCGUCGGCUGCCGCUUCAGCAUAACUCUGACCCAGAGGAGAACUUCGCAUCCACUGAGGAGUCUUCUGAAGAAAACCUCAACUUGUUGGGGCAGACAGAGGUGCCGUACCGCCUGAUGCUGCACAUCCAGAUGCAGCUGUGCGGGCUCUCGCUGUGGGACUGGAUCGUGGAGCGAGACGGCCGGGCCCGGCGCAGUGUGGACGAGGCCGCCUGUCCUUAUGUUAUGGCCAGUGUUGCAACAAAGAUUUUUCAGGAGUUGGUGGAAGGUGUGUUUUACAUACAUAACAUGGGGAUUGUACACAGAGAUCUGAAGCCCAGAAAUAUUUUCCUUCAUGGCCCUGAUCAGCAAGUAAAAAUAGGAGACUUUGGCCUGGCCUGUGCAGACAUCAUCCAGAAAAACACAGACUGGGGCAGUGCAAAUGGGGAGAGGGCGCCAACGCACACCUCCAGAGUGGGUACGUGUCUGUACGCUUCCCCCGAACAGCUGGAGGGAUCCGAGUAUGACGCCAAGUCAGAUAUGUAUAGCUUGGGCGUGAUCCUGCUGGAGCUCUUUCAGCCAUUUGGGACAGAAAUGGAGCGAGCACACGUUUUAACAGGUUUGAGGACCGGACAGAUCCCUGAGGCCCUCAGUAAAAGGUGUCCCGUCCAAGCCAAGUACAUCCAGCACUUAACCAGAAAGAACUCAGCCCAGAGGCCAUCUGCCAUCCAGCUGCUGCAGAGUGAGCUCUUCCAAAAUUCUGGAAAUGUUAAUCUCACCUUACAGAUGAAGAUAGUCGAGCAAGAGAAAGAAAUUCAGGAACUAAGGAAGCAGCUAAGUCUCCUUUCUCAGGACAGAGGGGUAAAGGGUGACAUGAGAGACGGGGGCGUGCCCGUCUAGCCGCAAGGGCUCUAUGAACAGGAAAGUGGACUUAAAACUCUUCAACCGAAACAGUCAACUGGAGUGUGAAUUUUCAACCUUUACUAGGGUGUAGCUGGUGUAACUUUUUUCUUUUUUGGUGUAACUCUUAACUGUAUGUAGGAAUCCUCUAUAGGACUCAUCAAAGUGAGGUUCUGACAGUGCCUUUUAAGGCUGGCAUUUUGCACGUGAGACAACUGGAAACGAACCUGCUCUCGUCUUUCCCUUCUGCCCCGUGCACUCCUUCUCCUGGAUUUCUUACCUUAAUAUCACCAUCCCUCCAACCCGACCGUGAAAUGCAGGCCGCUUCCUCAGCACUUCUGAGCGCAGCCGUGACCACAUCCUCCUCUCGAAUGUUCUGCCACAGGGACACGGUGUGCUCUGAACCUCUCUCUGCCGGAGCCCAGGCCUUGCUGGGCUGUUGAGUCGACAGCUGCCGGCCCCCCGGCCCUCCACACUACGAGACGUCAGCCAGUGGCAUGGCGCACGUCACCCAGCCUGUUCCUGUUCUCUUCACUUUCACCUGGGCAUCACCCCAAAACCCACACCCCCUCAAAGCUUUGCGCCUCUCUGCCCCCAAACCAUCGAUGGGCAGCUGCGCGCUCAGCAGCCCUGCCUUUGCCCUGCGUGGUUCCCGUGGGCUUCCUCCUCACAGACCCGCGUCCCCCAAACCUACAUUCCUCAAGGCAGCAACGUGACAUUCCUGUUUGUACCCCAAUGCAUUGCCGGCAGCUGUCAUGGUAUAUCGCACACAGUGUCCAUGGAUUUUAAAUAAAAUGAA